Lytechinus variegatus (green sea urchin) is the source of this 2236-nucleotide messenger RNA. Its product is annotated as carboxylesterase 5A-like. The record is from RefSeq and is a predicted model, not a curated record. Bases 172 to 2004 code for a protein of 610 amino acids. NCBI's taxonomy places the organism in Eukaryota, Metazoa, Echinodermata, Echinoidea, Temnopleuroida, Toxopneustidae. The transcript is spliced from 10 exons.
GAAAUUGUAUGCAUGAUCGAUAUGCAUUAGAAUAGUGCCCCAAUAGUGCACAGAAUAUGAAGGACAACGUAUAGGUAUAUUCUCUCGAAUUGGGUCAUUCGUGAAAUUUAUGAUAGGGGGUGCGGCGCCUAAUGAUAACUCCGUGAUUAUCUCUAAGACCUGGAUCUAAGAAUGGAUGGACAAACGAUGCGUUUGAUGUGUUUGGAGGGAUUGCUCCUCAUCUGCAUCUGUCAUGUCUGUGUGGUUUAUUGUGAGUCGGUGAUCGUCGAUGUGAUAGAUGGAAGGCUGGUCGGUGAAACGAUUCCUUUUGAUCAAGAGUUCCUCGGAAUCACAACAAAUGUUGAUGUUUUCCUGGGCGUUCCGUUUGCCGAGCCGCCAGUCAGAUUUGCUGCCCCUGUACCCAAGGAACCCUGGGAAGGGGAUUGGAAUGCCACAUACUUCAGGGAUACUUGCUCUAAUAACGUCAGGAGCAAUCCACUUCAGAUGCCAUCCAGCGAAGAUUGUCUCUAUCUCAAUAUCUUCGCUCCAACUCCGAGGCCAACCAAUGCUGCAGUGAUGGUAUACUUCCCGGGAGGAGCAUUCAAGUUUGGUGGUGCUUCUAAUCCUCUCUAUGCAGGCAUCUCAUUGGCUGCUUCAUCUGAUGUCAUUGUCGUCACAGUUGGGUAUAGAGUCGGAGUGUUUGGGGUAUUUACUACGGGUGAUGAAGUUGCUCCAGGAAAUUAUGCCAUGUUGGAUCAGGUUGCUGCUUUACAGUGGGUCCACGGCAAUAUCGAAGCUUUUGGUGGUGAUAAGGAAAAGGUCACAAUUUUCGGGCAAAGUGCUGGUGCCGGGAGUGUUGGUUUCUUGCUCCUCUCUAAACUCACCGCUGGAUUAUUUUCACAAGCUAUAUUGCAGAGUGGUAGUGCCUUGUCUCCUCGCUACUUCCGCAAUGACCUUUCCGAGGAUCGACGCGACGCAGUGGAACUUGCUUCUGCCGUGGGAUGUCCUACUACAGACGCUGUUGCCAUGGUUGCAUGCCUCAGAUCUGUGGAUGAAAUGACCUUGCUGGAAGUGCAGGAUUCGGUCUAUGAUACUGGCUACCACAUUCGUGUGGAUGGCACCUUCCUGGAGGACACUCCCGAGAAUCUCCUGUACGGUGAAGACACCAUCCGUCAUCCUGCAGCCAUCAUGGCCGGAUUCAACAGCCAAGAAGGCACUGCCAGCGUGCUCUCUCUCUUCCCGGAGUACAGCACCAGGGAAAUGGGUCCUUUCAUCAAUCGUUCCAUGUUUAGGACCAUGGUACAUAGCUCCCUCUUGGGUUCCGACAAGCAUUCCAUCGUCAGGCAGUCCAUCUAUCAGGAGUACGUAGAUUGGAGCCAGGCCGACUACGAUGAUCUGGACUAUUUUGAUGCGUAUGUGGCCUUCUACAGAGACUACAUCUGGGCUAGCGGUAGUGAUGCCACUCUAAGACGUUAUUACGAGUUAGGCGUUGAAAACGUCUACCAGUAUUAUUUUACCCAUACCCCGAGCAGUUCUUAUUAUCGUUCUGGGCCAGUCAAUCCAACAUGGCUCCAGGCUUGUCAUACGGAAGAGCUCCAGUUUGUCUUUGGAUGGUCAUUUGAUGAGAACAUCUUACAGUACAAGCAUGAACUGACGGAUGAUGAGAAGACCGUGUCUGCUCAGAUGAUGAAGAUGUGGACCAACUUUGCUAAAUCUGGUGAUCCCACCCGUGAGUCGGCCGACUCUUCUCCUGAUCCCGAGCUACCUGCUUGGGCACCCUACACUAUCCCCGAGCGUCGUUACUUAGAAAUCAGAUUGAAUAACUCAACUACAGAGAGAGCUGUCCAAGCAAGCGGAAUGGCUUUCUGGAAUCGCUAUAUUCCCGAGCUGAGAAAGUUCAUAGAGGGCCUGUCCGAUGAUGAAGAGGAAUGGGGAGAGCAGUUUGCUGCCUGGCAGGACAGGAUGGACGAAUGGCGGGUUGCUUUUGAUGACUAUCUGGCAAAACCUACCUGCCCAUACCCAUAGACAUAUUUCAUGGUUUUUGCUUAAUAGAAAUAAUAAUACAGGAUAAUUAUCUUGUUCACAUAUUCUAAGGUGUUUAGGGCAUUGCGAUAUUACCUUUGAAAAUAUAGGCUAGCAAUUUUAAUGUUGACAACUCAUUUUUCUAAUAAUAGAUGUUAAGUGAAACAGUGUCAAUAGUACUUAUUCUGUGCCAAAAGAAUUUAAUCCUAGUUAAAUUCUUGUUUGAACCCCCCUC